Besnoitia besnoiti is the source of this 2580-nucleotide messenger RNA. Its product is annotated as DnaJ domain-containing protein. Lineage: Eukaryota; Apicomplexa; Conoidasida; Eucoccidiorida; Sarcocystidae. The record is from RefSeq and is a predicted model, not a curated record. Bases 1 to 2580 code for a protein of 859 amino acids. The transcript is spliced from 5 exons.
AUGGCAGGACUGGCGCGGAAGUUCGUGGACUGCUACAAAGUCCUCGGUCUCCCGCCCACAUGCACAGAUGGAGAAAUUAAAAAAAAGUUCGCAGAACUCGCCAAACAGCUCCACCCCGACAGUGGCUCGGCGUCACAGUGCCGAGACAAGUUUCAGGCCGUCACAGAGGCGUACAGGCAGCUCACGGCGAACCGCCGCGAGUACGACGCGCUCUACGAGGCGAACGUGGGCAGCAGAGACGGAUUUUCUACCUUUUCGUCCUUCUUGGGGAAAAAGCGAAGCCCAGACGCCAGCUCCUUUUCCGCCGGAGGAGGCUUCGCGAAGAGCGAACCCUUCGCCCACGACGCUGCCUUCUGGGAAGCUCUUUACGGCCAGCGCAACUUUCGGCACGCGCAGGGGGCCUUCUGGGCGACCGGCCGCCAGCCUCCAGGAGGACCGAAAUUCUGGCGUUCGCUCGACGACGAUGAAGAAGAUUUUUCGCAUUUCGAGCCCGAAUGGAAACGCCGCGGAGGCGCCUUUCGCUCGCAUCCGCGGCGCGAGGCAGAGGCAUCGUUUUCUGCAGCGGAAGGCCGCGAGCGAGGCAGGCGCAAGGUCGACGGGGAUGAUGCGGCGAGGGAUUUCGAGCGGCGAGGGGUCCAAGGGAGCCGCCGAGCAGGAAGAGGUGGCGGCGAAGGAGCCGCGAGCCGCCGCUCGAGAGAGGCCAGUGAGACGCGCGGAGGAGGCGGCAGUCCGCGACACGCGCGUGGCGGCGCUUCAUCGUCGGUUUUUGAGGAAGAGUGCUUCGCCACCGAGAGCAGAAAUCGGUUUGAUCCCGAGGAAGAGUGGUUCGAGGACACGAAAUACCGCGCGCGGAACCACGCGCAAGACGGCCGGCUUAAAGACGGCGGCGACGCCUACGCGAACCGCAGCGCCGCGCGGCGGAAGCCCAAAGAAGGAGGCGCGCUGGGACGCUGGCGGCAGUGGCGCGAAGUCGACGUCUGCGUGGUGGAGGAGGACGACGACGUCGAGCCCCGCGCGCGCACCAAGAGCCGAAAGCCGCGCGAGGAGGAAACCGCAGGAAGGCGCCAGGGGACCGCGCGGGCGACGAGAGACACGCGGAAAGACGGCGAUGCGGGGGACGUGGGACGCGCGAAGACUGCAAGAGGAGGCGGCAGACGCAGAGGCGAAGACCAGACCGACGAAGAAAACAGAGACGAGCCCGAAGAUGGAGAAGGAGAAAAGCAGGGGAGUGCCUGCGCACGGCGCCACUCAGACCCCCCGAGCGCGGGGAACGAGGAGCGUUCUUCGUGGGCUGAAACCAAGAAGUUCAGCGAACAUGCGGAGGCGGGUGCGAGCUCUGCGCCGAAAGACAAGCAAGCGCGAGAAGGCGCCGACGGGCGCGUGGAGGAGGCAAGACGCGCAGAGGGACGCGUGGGCGCGGACGGCGAGAGCGACAUUUCGUGCAGCCGCAUGGUCUCUUCGUUCGGGUUGUCGGCAGACGCCGCUGAAGCUUCCGAGGGGCCUUCGUCGCGCACGCCGCGACCGUCUUCCGAGGCACUCGAUGACCCUGAAUGUGCUGACGCCGGGGUGGGCUCUCCUCGACGCGGCGCUGUCUCUCGCACGUUGGACGAAGAGACGGCGGAGACCUUUGAGGGCGACAGCUGUGUCUUUCAAACGGGGCCGGGGGCGGGAAAGCCGCGCCGAAGAAGCGGAGGAGAGGAGGCACAGAGUCAGGCGGAAAGGAGUGAGGCGGAGGCGAGCUGCGGCGAAGCUGACGCUGAAACCAGAGGCGCCAGAGGGCAAGGCAAACCCGAGGGCAAGGCAGAGCGCCCAGCAGGAAAGAAGGAGACAGAAGGAGCGGCGGAGGGCAGACGAAUGGAAGCUCAGCAUUUCGACGUCUACAGCGGCGGCCGCGCCGCCAGAGGAGCCAGAAAUUUUUUCGAUAGCGACAGCGAGGGCGACGACGCCGCCGCUUACACAUUCUUCAGCAGACGCUACGGCGAGCCUGAGUCUGACUUUUGUCGAGGCUGCGGUCGCGGCUCUCCCUCUUCGAGCUCGGAGUGGGAUGAAGACGAAGACUUCGGCGGACGCGGCGCCGGCAGGGCAGCAUUUUGGGGCGCCCGAUGCGGCGGAGCCGACAGCGAAGACGAGCAAGACGAUGAAGACUUUCAGCUUAGCGCAGGGGGAGACCGAGAGCGAACGCGCUCCUGGGCGUCGCGAGGCGGUCGGGGGGCCUCCCCGUGCGGAGGCAAUGCAGAAAGAGGCGGAAAAAACCAGGAUCGACGCGGCGCCGAGCAACGCGCCCGGGGCUUGAAGGAGGUCGAUGUCUAUACACUCGCUUCAGCAUUGCGGAAAAAAGGGCAACAUCAAGCACUACCGCGAAUGACGUACUCCAACAAAGAAGGCCACGACAACCGAAUCGAAGGUGUACUCUUCCUCAACGAGGCCCCAAUUCGAGAUUGGCUCAAGACCUACGGCGACCGGGGGCGCGUCUACGGGGUGUACCGAGACGGGGCCUUUCUGUACAGUUUAGAGUGGAAAAAAAAGAAACACUGGGGCAAGGUUGGAGCGCACGCGACGUACACCGCCUCUCACUGUUGA